AGCAUCUGUCCCAGGUUGGUCGCUGUCGCUUUUGCAGAAGUUGGAGCCGGUGGGCAGUUGAAAUGUUACCUAGAGAGAGAAGGGAUCAGGGGCCGAGGCUGCUUGUUUUGCGCCGAGCAAGCGUGGCUGAGUGUUAGAUGGAUAAACAUUUAAGGAACAAUCUGAAAUUCAAUUCAAAGAGAAGAUAAAGUGAUAAUAGGUAAAAGGCUUUUUAUUUUGACAGCAUGUCCAGCAAGGAAGUAAAGACUGCUCUAAAAAGUGCUAGAGAUGCAAUCAGAAACAAAGACUACAAAGAAGCUUUGAAACAUUGUAAGACAGUGUUAAAACAAGAGAAAAAUAACUAUAAUGCCUGGGUUUUUAUUGGUGUUGCUGCAGCCGAGCUAGAACAACCUGAUCAGGCCCAGGGUGCCUAUAAGAAAGCUGCUGAGCUAGAGCCAGACCAAUUACUAGCUUGGCAGGGGUUAGCAAGCUUGUAUGAGAAAUGUAAUCACAUAAAUGCUAAGGAUGACUUACCUGGUGUUUACCAAAAGCUCCUGGAUCUUUAUGAAAGUGUUGACAAACAGAAGUGGUGUGAUGUCUGUAAGAAACUUGUGGAUCUGUAUUACCAAGAAAAGAAACACGUAGAGGUGGCCCGAACAUGGCACAAAUUGAUAAAGACACGGCAGGAAGAAGGUGCAGACAACCAAGAACUUCAUCAGCUAUGGAAGAAAUUGACUCAGUUGCUGGCUGAGAGUACUGAGGAUCAGAAUAAUGAGACCCAGCAAUUGCUCUUAACUGCUUUUGAGAAUGCACUGGACUUAUCAGAUAAGAUUCCUAGUGAAGAUCACCAGGUGCUUUAUAGACAUUUCAUUCAGUGUUUAUCCAAAUUUCCUCAUGAGACUGCUAGGUUGAAGAAGGCUUGUGAAGGAAUGAUAAACAUCUAUCCUACUGUACAGUAUCCAUUAGAAGUGCUUUGUUUGCAUUUAAUUGAAACAGGAAGCCUUACUGAUGAGGGAGAACAAUACUGUUGCAGAUUAGUGGAAAUGGAUUCAAAAAGUGGUCCAGGUCUCAUUGGUUUAGGCAUUAAAGCAUUACAAGACAAAAAGUACGAAGAUGCUGUUAGGAAAUUAACAGAAGGGUUAAAGGAAAGCCCUCUCUGCACAGCUGGAUGGUAUCAUCUGGCAGAAGCCCAAGUCAGAAUGCAUAAACCUAAGGAAGCUCUUCUUUCAUGCAAACAAGCUCUGAAGAACAUAGAUAAUCUUGGUGUGUCUGGUGGCAAUCUUCAUCAGAAGAAUCUUUGUCUUCAUUUGAAAGCAGAGGCUUUGAUUAAACUCUCAGAUUAUGAAUCUUCAGAGGAAGCAAUUCGUACUCUUGAUCAGGUUUCUGAUGCAAAUAAUAUCCCAGGACUUUUGCUUCUCAAAGGCUUGGCCUAUCUGAACAAAGGCUCAUUAGAUGAAGCUUCAAAGAUUAUGGAAGACCUUCUCUCUUCUUACCCUGACCUAGCUGAAGCUCAUGCCCUGGAGGCUUUGAUUCAUUUUACCAAAAAGGACUAUCUACAAGCAGAAAAAUGUUUUCAGCUAGCUCUUGAGAAAGAUGCUGAAAUUGCUGAAUAUCAUUACCAACUUGGGUUAACAUAUUGGUCCAUGGGUGAAGAAACAAGAAAAGAUAAAACAAAGGCUCUUACCCAUUUUCUAAAGGCUGCCAAACUGGAUACAUACAUGGGCAAAGUUUUCUGCUAUUUAGGUCAUUAUUACAGGGAUGUAGUAGGAGAUAGAAACAGAGCCCGUGGAUGUUACAGGAAAGCUUUUGAAUUAGAUGACACUGAUGCUGAAUCUGGAGCUGCAGCAGUUGACUUAAGUGUAGAGCUUGAAGAGAUGGAAACUGCCUUAGCUAUCCUAACAACAGUCACUCAAAAGGCAAGUGCUGGAGCGGCAAAAUGGGCCUGGCUUAGGCGAGGACUAUACUAUUUAAAAGCUGGUCAACAUUCUCAAGCAGUGGCUGAUUUACAGGCAGCAUUGAGGGCAGACCCAAAGGACUUCAAUUGUUGGGAGUCAUUAGGAGAGGCAUAUUUAAGCAGAGGUGGCUAUACAACAGCCUUGAAAUCCUUCACAAAAGCCAGUGAGCUGAACCCCGAAUCCACAUACAGCGUGUUUAAGGUUGCAGCAAUACAGCAAAUCCUAGGCAAAUAUAAAGAGGCGGUAGCUCAAUACCAGCUGAUCAUUAAAAAGAAAGAAGAUUAUGUGCCUGCUUUGAAAGGUUUGGGUGAAUGCCAUCUGAUGAUGGCAAAAGCAGCUCUAGUCGAUUAUCUUGAUGGGAAAGCUGUAGACUACGUAGAGAAAGCACUGGAAUAUUUUACUCGGGCUCUGCAGCAUCGAGCUGACGUGUCUUGCCUUUGGAAGCUAGUUGGGGAUGCUUGUACCAGUCUGUAUGCUGUCUCACCAUCUAAAGUGAAUGUUAGUGUCUUAGGAGGCCUCCUAGGUCAGAAAGAAGGAAAACAAGUAUUAAAGAAAAAUGAGCUCCUCCAUCUUGGAGGAAGGUGUUAUGGUCGUGCAUUAAAACUGAUGGCUACAUCUAAUACGUGGUGUGACCUUGGAAUUAAUUAUUAUCGCCAAGCACAACAUCUAGCAGAAACAGGCAGCAACUCGAAUGAUCUUCAGGAGCUGUUGGAGAAAUCUUUGCAUUGUCUGAAAAAGGCUGUGAGACUUGACAGUAAUAAUCACUUAUACUGGAAUGCUCUUGGUGUAGUUUCAUGUUACAGUGGUAUUGGAAAUUAUGCCCUUGCUCAGCACUGUUUCAUCAAAUCAAUCCAAUCAGAACAAAUUAAUGCUGUUGCAUGGACCAACUUGGGAGUGUUAUACCUUGCAAAUGAAAAGAUUGAGCAAGCACAUGAAGCUUUCAAAAUGGCUCAAUCCCUUGAUCCAUCUUAUUUAAUGUGCUGGAUUGGACAAGCUCUAAUUGCAGAGACAGUUGGAAGUUAUGACACCAUGGAUCUCUUCAGGCACACUACAGAACUCAGUAUGCACACGGAGGGAGCAAUAGGUUACGCGUAUUGGGUCUGUACAACAUUGCAAGAUAAAAGCAACAGAGACACGGAGCUGUACCAGUACAACAUCCUCCAGAUGAAUGCAAUUCCAGCAGCACAAGUGGUUUUGAGUAAAUACACAGGAAGAAUUCAGAAUUAUGCUCCAGCUUUCACAAUGUUGGGUUACUUAAAUGAACAUCUACAGCUGAAGAAGGAAGCAGCAGAUGCGUACCAAAGGGCAAUUUUGUUGUUACAGACUGCAGAAGACAGCGAUGCUUAUAAUGUUACAAUAAGAAAUUAUGGCAGAUUGUUAUGCUCUAUUGGUGAAUAUGAUAAAGCUAUCCAGGCUUUUAAGUCAACACCCCUUGAGGAGUUAGAAGACAUCAUAGGUUUUGGAUUGGCUUUAUUUAUGAAGGGUCUGUAUAAAGAGAGCAGCAAAGCCUAUGAGAGAGCCUUGUCUACUGUUGAAUCAGAGCAAGACAAAGCUCAUGUCUUGACAGCUCUGGCAAUAGCAGAGUAUAAACAAGGAAAAAUGGACGUAGCCAAGACAUUGUUAUUUAAAUGCUCUAUCUUAAAAGAACCAACCACGGAAAGCCUUCAAGCCCUGUGUGCUCUAGGAUUGGCAAUGAAGGAUGCGACACUGUCAAAAGCUGCACUUAAUGAGUUACUGAAGCACUGCAAACAGAAAGACAAUGAUUAUCAGAGGUACCUUCUUACUUCAGCGAUCUAUGCACUGCAAGGUCGCACUGUGGCAGUGCAGAGACAAGCAUCUAAAGCUGUUCACAGUAACCCAGCUGAUCCUGCUCUGUGGUCUUUGUUGUCCCGAGUGGUUGCUCAGUACACUCAACGAAAUGCAAAGGGAGGUGCGGUAGCAGGAAAUGUGGCUCAUAUUCUGGACUCAAAUCAUGGAAAGAAGGCAUUACUAUACACUGCAGUAAAUCAGUUGGCUAUGGGAAGCAGUUCAGCAGAUGGUGAGAAAAAUACUGCACUAAAGGCCAUUCAGAAGGCAGCUCUCCUUUCUCCAGGGGAUCCUGCUGUCUGGGCUGGGCUAAUGGCAGCUUGUCAUGCUGAUGAUAAACUGGCCCUAGUGAAGAACACUCAGCCAAAGAGGAUGGAUUUACACUUGGCACUGUUAUCUGCUGUUUCUGCUUCAAACAAAGAAUUCUUUGAAAAUUACAACCAAUCUCUUGAAAAGUGGUCUCUCUCCCAAGCUGUCACUGGUCUAAUAGACACAAGAAGAAUAGCUGAAGCUGAAGCCCUCUGCACAAAGAAUUUAAAAAGUAACCCUGAUCAGCCAGCUGUUAUCUUACUUUUGAGACAAGUUCAAUGUAAACCACUCCUAGAGUCAAAAAAAGCUCUCCCAGAUGCUGUACUUGAAGAGCUGCAAAAAACAGUCAUGUCCAACUCAACCUCUGUUCCAGCUUGGCAGUGGCUGGCACACAUAUAUCAGUCCCAAGGAAUGAUGGGUGCUGCAGAGAUGUGUUAUAGGAAGAGUCUACAAGUAGCAUCCCAACAGGGCAGCUGGAGUGGGAAACUCUCAAGCCUGUUGAGACUAGCACUGCUUGCAUUAGAAGUCUGCAUGGCUAAUAUUUCCAGUGAUCACUGGCCAUCCUUGGUUCAAGAAGCUACAACUGAGGCCUUGAAACUUUGCUUUUGUCCGCUGGCUGUCCUUAUACAAGCUUUGCUACAAUUCAAACGCAAAAUGGGAGCAAGAGAGACGCGGCGACUUUUAGAGAGAGUGGUGUAUCAGCCUGGGUAUCCCAAAUCUAUUGUUUCAACAGCACGUUGGUACCUUCUGAGACACUUACAUGCCAAAAAUGACUACGAGCUCAUCGAUGUGCUGGUAAACAAUGCCAAAACUCAUGGAGAUACAAGAGCACUGGAACUGAAUCAGAAAUUGUCCUCACAAUAACAAUGCUUUAUUUUAUAGUAAGCAAGCAAAGAAAAAGCUAUUAGAAUGAAACAAAGAAUCAAGACUUUUCCCCAAAGCAACAUUUAAAAAAACUAUAGUUGUAAUCAUCCAUUCCUUUUUUAAAUCUAAAGACGUUUAAGUUCUUAAGCUAGGGGUAUAAUUUUCCAUAAACUCUUAAUAUAACUUUAAUUUGAAAAAUAUCUUUGAUUUUGAGAAGUCUAUAAUGAAAGGAAAAACCAUGGUUCCCUUAGUUGUUCAUUAGUUAUUUGUAAAUCAUUAUUUUCUCUAUCUUGCAUGGUUCACCAUUAGACUGUUUUUUGGUAAUCCCUUACAAUAAAGCCUUAAUAGGCAUUUGCUAAAUAAUAUGCAAAAGGAGAUUAGCACAAUGCAGAAUUUUAUUUAUUAAACAACAAAUUCAAAGAUUUAAUUCCUUCUGUGAAUUCCUGAGUUCAGCAGACCAACUCAUCUAAAAUCCAGAUAAUCUUACAAUCUGUUUUAUUAGUGGUUCAUCUUGGAUUCUGCUGAAGAAGCGUAAUAUAAAUGUUAGGUGAAUCUUAGACUGCUAAUGGAUAUGUUUAUAUAAAUCAAAACACUCAGGUGUAAAGCUGCAUUUAAAACAUUAAUGAAAAAUUUUGGAAAAUAAUGCUGACAAUAUUUAACUGAUCAUGCAGUUCCUUCAAUCAUGAUGAAAAGAUGAA
Molecule: messenger RNA, 5611 nt
Organism: Eubalaena glacialis (North Atlantic right whale)
Lineage: Eukaryota; Metazoa; Chordata; Mammalia; Artiodactyla; Balaenidae
Gene: SKIC3
Product: SKI3 subunit of superkiller complex
Exons: 42
Coding region: 225-4913 (1562 amino acids)
Cellular component (GO): Ski complex
Molecular function (GO): protein binding
Source: RefSeq, a predicted model, not a curated record